UGCCAUUGCAACCCCAUCACACUAAAAGCCCGAUCAUCACACUAAAAGCCCAAAAGGAGUGGAACUCUUCUCCUCCUCCUCGUUCCCUUCUUGCUGUACCCGUGAUUCAACAAAUUGAUAUAAAGCCACUUGCUUCUCCUCCCCUUCUUUCCAACUUCCACGAGAAAGAGUGGUCCAAGUCCUCUCUCCUUUCCCUCCCAUCUAUACCAUUGCUUGCUUAUAAUACCAACACCAACAAGUUUAUUGGCAGAGACCGGAAGAGAGAUGGGGGAAGAGGGAUUUGUGGUGAGAGAGUAUGAGGAGGAGAGGGACCGCCUGAGGGUGGAGGCCAUGGAGCGGAUGUGCGAGGUAGGGCCCAGCGGUGAGAUGAGUCUCUUCACCGACCACCUCGGCGACCCCGUCUCCCGCGUCCGCCACUCCCCUGCCUUCCUUAUGCUGGUGGCGGAAAAAAGUGGGCCGGUGAAAGAGAUCGUGGGGUUAAUUCGCGGCAGCGUGAAGACAGUCACCUGCGGAAAGACCAUUCCACGUAACGCCGCUGCGAAGCACCAGAACCCGCCCCCCAUCCCUAUCUACAGUAAAGUCGCCUACAUCCUCGGGCUCCGCGUCUCCCCCUUCCACCGGAGGAUGGGAAUUGGGGGGAAGCUGGUGAGGAGGCUGGAGGGGUGGUUCAAAGCGCAAGGGGCGGAAUACGCAUACAUGGCGACGGAGAAGGACAAUGAAGCAUCGAUUCGGCUGUUCACCGGCCGGUGCGGGUACUCCAAGUUCCGGACACCGGCGAUUCUGGUCCACCCGGUGUUCGCCCACCGCCUCCCCAUUCCCGGAAGCGUCCGCAUCAUCCGCCUACCUCCGGCCGACGCCGAGACCCUCUACCGCCGCCGCUUCUCCACCACGGAGUUCUUCCCCCGAGACAUCGACGCCGUCCUCUCCAAUCCCCUCUCCCUCGGCACCUUCCUGGCGGUGCCUGCGGCCGGCGGCGGCGGACGGGGAGGAUGGGAAUGGCCGGGGGCAGAGGAGUUCCUGGCGGCGCCGCCGGAGUCGUGGGCGGUGGUGAGCGUGUGGAACUGCGGGGGGGUGUUCCGGCUGGAGGUGCGGGGGGCGUCGAGGGUGAGGCGGGGACUGGCGUGGGCGACGCGGGCGGCGGACCGGGCGCUGCCGUGGCUGCGGAUCCCGUCGGUGCCGGACAUUUUCCGGCCGUUCGGGGCGCUGUUUCUGUAUGGGAUAGGGGGGGAGGGGCCGGCGGCGGCGGGGAUGGUGGGAGCGCUGUGCCGGCACGCGCACAACAUGGGGAGGGGGGCGCCGGGAGGGUGCCGGGUGGUGGCGGCCGAGGUGGCGGCGUGCGAGCCGCUGCGGCAGGGGAUCCCGCACUGGAGGAGGCUGUCGUGCGCGGAGGACCUGUGGUGCGUGAAGCGGCUGGCGGAGGGCUACGGCUACGGCGGGGCGGUGGGGGACUGGACCAAGUCGCCGCCGGGGACGUCCAUAUUCGUGGACCCCAGGGAGAUAUGAUGCUUCCUCCCCUCCCCGCCGGCGGGGGACGGAAUCUUUCGCGCGAUUCACCUUCCUUCGCGCGAAUACACCUUUGGAUGGUCAUUCAAGAUCUUGGCAGCGAAUGAGAGGAGGGCUUCGGAAUGCUCUAAGAGCUGGGCUUUGUGGGGAGAGAAUUUUGUCUGGCUCGACAAGGAAGAUAUUUUGAGCUACUGUCUACCCUACAUGGCUUUUCUCUUUUGUUACAUCGACCAGUGACCUCUUAAGAAAAAAAAACACUUUGCAUGCUGUACAAAGCAGGCAUCAUAAUAUAUAUGUGAUUCUAAAAUAUAUAAUGAAUUAUAGAGACAGUUGACAUAAAGCUGGGUUUU
This is a messenger RNA of Elaeis guineensis (African oil palm), 1853 nucleotides long. RefSeq names its product probable N-acetyltransferase HLS1. NCBI's taxonomy places the organism in Eukaryota, Viridiplantae, Streptophyta, Magnoliopsida, Arecales, Arecaceae. Gene Ontology annotation, molecular function: acyltransferase activity, transferring groups other than amino-acyl groups. The record is from RefSeq and is a predicted model, not a curated record.